Molecule: messenger RNA, 1107 nt
Organism: Neurospora hispaniola
Lineage: Eukaryota; Fungi; Ascomycota; Sordariomycetes; Sordariales; Sordariaceae
Exons: 1
Coding region: 1-1107 (368 amino acids)
Source: RefSeq, a predicted model, not a curated record
AUGAGCGACCAUCAAUCCCGCCACGGCCGCCGCGACUCUCCGGUCGACGAUCGCGAAGAAUCUGUUCCGUACGUUAGCUAUGCGUCGACUUCUGUCGCGUCAAAGCUGCAAGCGCAGUAUAUCCCAACCCAGUUUCCACCGGGACCUCAGCCUCCACCGGGAGCCGUGAGAUAUGUCCCUCCCAUGGCAAACCAAUUUCCUAUGCACAGCGCUUCUGGCUACAUCGAGGGCCUGUAUUCGACACUUCCAUCGCGUUACACCAGCUUUCCUCUUGCGACAAGUGCUCCCCAGCCCUAUGAUCAAUUCGACAGUACGAGUUACAGACCUCCUACUCCCAAGAUUGUCCAGUUCACCACUGCCACGACUUCGUUUUCACGGGUUUCCACCCCAGACUACGAGCGAGAAUUCGACAACGAGCCUAUCGAUACUGUCCCAAGAAGUGUGAACGGUUCUCCGAUCCCUCCGCCCGCAAAGGGCUCGGGCACAUUUCAUACUACUCCUGAGGUUCCCAGACCUCCGCCUCCUAGCCCGGAAACCUUUCAUAUCCCUUUGAAGUCACUCAAAUUGAACGACCUACGCUCGUCGGCUUCGAUUGGCUAUCCUGCUCCCGGAGAUAAGAGUGCCGCGUGCCAACUCUGCGACUGGCACGGCCACACUGCAAAGACCUGUCCGCUGGGCUCCGACAAGAAAGACAACAAGCAACCUAGCAAUGAUGCUGUCUUCACAAACAAGGAACAGAACGAGUAUCAGGAUCUUGCGCGCAAGGUCAGCCAUAUUAUCCAGAACGUUGUCCCGGAUAGCAAUCAACCACCUGCGACCAACGAGACGAUGAUCCAACAUAUCAUGAAAUGCUUGGCCAGUCAUCCAGGAAACCCCGAAUAUGUCCAUAAGCAGCUGGGCAAGGAAGAACACCAGGGCCAGUGGCUCUGCAUCAAGGCCAUGUGCGACAAUAAGUGGGAGGGCCCAGUGUCCAUGGCAACCAGAGAAAUCGACUGCAAGUACUGCAAGAAGAACCUCGCUGGUGAUCCGGUCACCCUUUGCUACCAGAUCAAGCCUAGAGACGGCCGAGUCGCACUGUAUCGGGAGGUGGGUACCUUGAGAGUUUGA